GUGAGGUAGCGAGACUUGCUAUUUGAAUUCACUACUGCGAUGCUUCGGAGAAUGGGCAUCCCUUCUGAAGGAGCGGAUCGAAAUAAAUACUGUAAAUAAACCGGACAGCUCAAAUGUAAAGAAAUAGGCGAAAGGGAGCGAAUCUUGCGUUGCAUCAUUAUCUUCGCAUUCGUUUCCUGCAAAAAGACAUGACGGGAGUGUAAUUUAAAUGAAUGGAUUCAAAUUAGGUUUAUAUUUAUACGUAUAUUUUUGUAUUAUCAUUUUGCAUGUGUUUAUUUUUAGGGAAGCGGCUUCAAACGCACCACAACCAAAUAUUUUUAAGGUAACGCGAAAUUAAGGAAGAGCUGCUGGUCUGGGGAACCUUAUGGAUUAGAAGCCUCAAACGUUAAUUGAAGCAACCUUCUCAGAGCGCCUUCCUUUCCCUUGACAGCUGCGAAAGCAAAGGAGAGCUGCUCUCGCCAGCGACAGGCCGAGCACCAGGAGCGAGUCAUCCUCUAUUCGGCCACAUCGAUGUGCCGCCGAGUCAGAGGGGCACAGAUCGGCUCUGAGUGAAGCGGUCGCCCCGGGGUGUACUUGUCUGGGGGGGAGGGGGCGACACAUUUGAAAGGUGGGGUGACAGAAAACCAAACUCUUGCUAUAAAGAAAGAGAAACAAGGAAGCAAGCGGAAUUUAAAGCCUCCAAAAAGACAGGAAGCACGUAUCCAGGAGGGGAGAGCUGCGUGUCAAAGAGGGUUCAGUUCUGGAGUCCCGAGAGCCCUGCAGAGAGACAAGGACUCUUUUGACCAAGGGAUGUGCAUGGCGCGCGCAAGCCUGGUGAAGCCGGGGACAUCCUCCUUCCUCUGGUUGGGCCUCACAGCUGCAGCAACAGCGUUCCUAUGUGUCGAGGCGAAGGCCACGGAAAGUCCGAGCACUUCCGUCCAAAAUGCAACGUGCGGAGGUGUCUUCGAGUGCAAAGAGGGCAUAAUCCUGCCCAUUUGGUACCCAGAGGACCCCUCCCUGGGGGACAAGAUAGCUCGGGUUAUUGUGUACUUUGUGGCCUUGAUCUACAUGUUCUUGGGCGUGUCCAUCAUUGCUGAUCGUUUCAUGGCGGCCAUCGAGGUUAUCACGUCUCAGGAGAGAGAGAUUCUCAUUAAGAGGCCCAACGGAGAGACUACCACCACCACUAUCCGCAUCUGGAAUGAGACAGUCUCCAACCUCACCCUUAUGGCUCUGGGAUCUUCAGCCCCGGAGAUUUUGCUGUCGGUGAUUGAGGUUUGCGGCCAUGGCUUCAAAGCGGGAGAGCUAGGGCCCUCCACCAUUGUAGGGAGUGCGGCCUUCAACAUGUUCAUCAUCAUCGCCAUCUGCGUCUCUGUCAUUCCUGACGGCGAGACACGCAAGAUCAAACACUUGCGAGUCUUCUUUGUGACAGCUGCCUGGAGCAUCUUUGCCUACAUCUGGCUUUAUAUGAUCCUAGCAGUCUUUUCGCCCAACGUAGUACAGAUCUGGGAGGGUCUUCUCACACUGGCCUUCUUCCCUGUCUGCGUGAUACUGGCAUGGGUGGCUGACCGACGCCUGCUCUUCUAUAAAUUAAUGCGCAAGAAGUACCGCUCGGACAAGCACCGGGGUGUCAUCAUUGAAACUGAAGCUGAGCGGCCAAAGGGGAUCGAGAUGGACGGAAAGAUGGUGAACUCCCACUUUGUGGACGGAGGAGCAAGCAAUCUAAUUGGCCUGAUGGAUGGGAAAGAAGUGGAUGAGUCUCGGCGAGAUAUGAUCCGCAUCCUCAAAGACCUGAAGCAGAAGCACCCCGACAAGGAGCUGGAUCAGCUGGUGGAGAUGGCCAACUACUACGCCCUCUCCCAUCAGCAGAAGAGCAGAGCUUUCUACCGCAUCCAGGCCACCCGCAUGAUGACUGGAGCUGGCAACAUCCUGAAGAAACAUGCAGCUGAGCAGGCCAAGAAGAGUGCCAGUGUGCAGGAGGUACGCAUCGAGGAAACUGAGGAGUUUGUCUCCAAAAUCUACUUUGACCCAUGUGCCUAUCAGUGUCUGGAGAACUGUGGGGCAGUCAUAUUGACCAUUGUGCGUAAGGGUGGGGACAUCACCAAGACUUUGUAUGUGGAUUACAAGACGGAAGAUGGCUCUGCCAAUGCUGGGGCUGACUACGAGUUCACUGAGGGGACAGCGGUUUUCAAGGCCGGCGAGACACAGAAGGAGAUCAGCGUUGGCAUCAUCGAUGAUGACAUCUUUGAGGAAGAUGAACACUUCUUCGUGCGGCUCAGCAACGUGCGGGUCCUGGAGACCGAAGAGCUUCUCUCUGCCAACAGCCUUCCCUACCCCAAGGCCAUCCUGGGCCUGCCAGCGGUUGCCACCGUAACCAUCCUGGAUGACGACCAUGCCGGCAUCUUCACCUUUGAAACUGAGGUUAUACAUGUGAGCGAGAGUGUGGGAGUGAUGGAGGUGAAGGUGCUAAGGACCUCAGGGGCCCGCGGCACCGUCAUAGUGCCUUAUCGCACGGUGGAGGGCCUGGCCAAGGGGGCAGGCGAGGAUUUUGAAGACGCGUAUGGAGAACUGGAAUUCAGAAACGACGAGACCUGCAAAACAAUUCAGGUGAAAAUUAUUGACGACGAGGAGUAUGAGAAAAACAAGAACUUCUAUCUGGAGCUGGCCGAGCCCCGAAUGGUGGACAUGAGUUUGCAAAAAGCUCUCCUCCUGACACAAGAGGCAGCUGACAGAAAGCUUAGUGUGGAAGAGGAAGAAGCGAAGAGGAUUGCGGAGAUGGGAAAGCCAGUUCUAGGGGAGCACCACAAGUUAGAGGUCAUCAUUGAGGAGUCGUACGAGUUCAAGAGCACAGUGGACAAACUGAUUAAGAAGACAAAUCUGGCACUGGUAGUGGGCACUCACUCCUGGAGGGACCAGUUCAUGGAGGCCAUCACAGUCAGUGCAGGCGAUGAGGAUGAGGAAGACUCUGGAGAGGAGCGCCUUCCCUCCUGCUUCGACUACGUCAUGCACUUCCUGACGGUGUUCUGGAAGGUCCUGUUCGCUUGCGUACCGCCCACCGAGUAUUGGAAUGGCUGGGCCUGCUUCGUUGUGUCCAUCAUCAUCAUCGGGCUGCUGACCGCCGUCAUCGGAGACCUGGCCUCGCACUUUGGCUGCACCAUUGGGCUCAAGGACUCCGUCACGGCUGUAGUCUUUGUGGCUCUCGGCACGUCUGUUCCCGAUACCUUCGCCAGCAAGGUGGCCGCCGUGCAGGACACGUACGCCGACGCCUCCAUCGGCAACGUGACGGGCAGCAACGCGGUCAACGUGUUCCUGGGCAUCGGGCUGGCCUGGUCGGUGGCGGCCAUCUACUGGUACACGCAGGGGAAGGAGUUUGAGGUGCAGGCGGGCUCCCUGGCCUUCUCCGUCACGCUCUUCACCAUCUUCGCCUUCCUGUGCAUCACCGUGCUGCUGUACCGCCGCAGGCCACACAUAGGGGGCGAGCUGGGGGGGCCACGCAACCACAGACUGGCCACCUCCGGAUUCUUUGUCAGCCUCUGGCUCCUGUACAUCCUCUUCUCGGGGCUGGAGGCCUACUGUCAUAUACAGGGCUUUUAAAAGAAGGGCAGCUUUUCGGGAGGAGGCGAGGGAGAGGGGGCGCUAGACCUCUCUUCAGCCCCCCUCACUUGGACACCCUGAAUUCUAGCACAGCCCGCUCUUUGAAAGCACGGUGAGAUACGUAGCAGAUCGCAGGUCGUCACCAUCCAGAGGGGAUCAGAGAAGAAUAUAAGGCGUCCCCACUCCAUCCCUGGAGUUUGGAGGGAUGGGGGAGGGGAAGGGGGGAGACCACUUGCAUAACAGUAGUAGUUGUAAGUCAAAGAAAGGAAAUGGUAAAAAUAAAUAAAUCAAUUUAAAAAAAAAACGGGUUUCAGGUGAAGAAUAAAGUCCUAACACAGGCGUCUGUGAAACCAGAAGUCUAUUUUUCUUCAACAGCUGACAAGAGGUGUUUUUUCUAAUGAAGUAUUUUAAAAAAAAGACAAAAAAAAA
Molecule: messenger RNA, 3999 nt
Organism: Lepisosteus oculatus (spotted gar)
Lineage: Eukaryota; Metazoa; Chordata; Actinopteri; Semionotiformes; Lepisosteidae
Gene: slc8a3
Product: solute carrier family 8 member 3
Biological process (GO): cell communication; sodium ion transmembrane transport; calcium ion import across plasma membrane
Cellular component (GO): sarcolemma; axon; postsynapse
Molecular function (GO): calcium:sodium antiporter activity
Source: RefSeq, a predicted model, not a curated record